CUCCUGGCGCAGUUCCGUGACACACACACAGAGCUCCCAUUGUAUGAGCUGCUGCUUUGCACAUCUCCUAAUUUGGAUUUACCGGGAAACUCAUUUCCUGAGGCUGGAGAGAGAGCGCGAGUUGGAGAGAGGCGACGGGAUCCGGGCGAGUGGGUGACAGACGGAGGCACCGGCCGGGGUAGCGGUCGCCGGCGCCGACGACGAUGCCCGCGGCUGGCAAGGAGCCCCAGCGGUCGCCGCCGCCCCUCCACCACCACCACCAGCAGCAACAGCAGAGGGGCAUGCUCAAGUGCGUGGUGGUCGGGGACGGAGCGGUGGGCAAGACCUGCCUGCUCAUGAGUUACGCCAACGAUGCCUUCCCCGAGGAGUAUGUACCCACCGUCUUCGACCACUACGCAGUAACCAUCACCGUUGGAGGAAAGCAGCAUUUGCUUGGUCUAUAUGAUACUGCAGGACAGGAGGACUAUAAUCAACUGCGACCCUUCUCCUAUCCAAAUACUGACGUAUUCUUGAUUUGUUUCUCUGUCGUAAAUCCUGCAUCUUACCACAAUGUGCAAGAGGAAUGGGUGCCUGAGCUUAAAGCAUGUAUGCCUCACGUGCCUUAUGUAUUGAUUGGAACUCAGAUUGAUCUGAGAGAUGAUCCCAAAACAUUGGCCCGAUUAAUUCAUAUGAAGGAAAAACCUAUCACAUAUGAACAAGGUGUGAAGCUGGCAAAAGAGAUUGGAGCACAGUGUUAUUUGGAAUGUUCUGCACUCACACAAAAAGGCUUGAAAACAGUUUUUGAUGAAGCAAUUUUGACAGUUUUCCACCCCAAAAAGAGGAAAAGAGGUUGUGCAAAAUGUCGUGCGUGCUGUGCAAUUAUCUGAUGCAAUGCAAGCGAGUAAAAGAACUUCAUUUACAAGAAGGCAAGUUCUGGAUGACUAACAAGAACGAAGCUGAUUGUGCAACCAGAAAGCAUUUUACUGAAAGAUUUUGGAAAAGGAAAGCAUGCAUUUCCUUGUUCCUUGGUAUGAUGAAGAGAUGGAGAUCGGGUCCAAUAGGAACAGCUGCAAUAGUGGACUAACAUAAAGUAUCAAACCUCACAAAAGUCAUAUUAGUUUACUGCUAACUACCAUUCACUUUUCAAAUUGCCAGGUGUGCAUCUUUUCUCAAGCCUGGCUGAAAAGUUCUGAGCCAUUGUUUCAAAAGAACUAUCUGUUAUGGCAAGGAUGUGACAAAGGAACUCUGAGGAGCAGUCCAGGUGAAGAUGCUAUAGAGAGAGCAUAGAAGCACUGCGGUGGAACCCUGUUACUUUCAGCUAAGCUUUUCCGUGGCCUUAUACUGCUUACUAUAAGCACAUUCUGCAGUUUGAAGACCUCAGUGGUAUUUGUUCAUGCAGUACUGCCUUCCUGAAGCUGGGUGAGCACUAAAGCGAUUUGCAAUAGCCACCCGAACUCGUGUAGCCUGCUACGAUCAGUGAAUACCUUCUAACUAUGUAAGCCAUUAUUUCAGAAACUCAGUGAUAAAGACCGUCUACAGUGAUUGUUCGAGGUAGCAUGUCAAAGUAAUACCAGCACUACAUGUUGAAUUUAAACCAUGAUACAAAGUGAGAUCAUCUUCCCCUGGGUUCUCUAAUUUCAUGACAAGAUUAAUUCUCCAUGGAACAAGACUUGAAAUAAUCCAUGCUCUAAGCAAGCCAAGUUUUUUUAUUUGAUUGUUUUCACAGCAUCUGAUGCUUCGAUUUGGAUCUGCUAUGGUCUUGUUUUAACCCAUUAACGACAGAGAUAAGGCUUAGGAAUUCCUAAGUAACAUGUUACUGUUACCAAGCUUUACUUAAGUAUUUUUUUUUCUAAAUGUACAGAGUAAGAAUGCUUAACGACUGGGUUAGUAGUCCCUUGUAAUGGCUGGAGAUGCAUGACCCAUUGGGUUAUGGAAUGCUGUCUAGAUUCCUUCACAAUGAAAGUGUUGAACAGAGGCAAUGUCUCUCCAUUGCAGGAAGAGUACAUUUGGAAAGUUAGAUUUUUCACCUUUCAAAUGUUGGCAAAUAGGGCAUAAAGAUAUUAUGAUCACACCACUGUUUGCCCAUUCAUCUACAGAUAAAAACCCAGUGAAAACUACUUCAAAUAAUCCAUUUCCAACAUUAGCAAGCAUUUUAAGGAUUAGCAAUUAAUUUAGAACCUCCUAUGUUUUCCUAACACCUGAUCACUUCUUUGCGUUUCUGAGCAGAUGAUGAGAGUACAGUCUGGUGAGAACUUUUUUCUCAGCGUGUUCUUCCCAUUGAGAAUGUAUCUGUUAUUGGUCUCAAGCAUUCAUUUGAAAUUUUCAAUUAGUCAAAAGCACAGUGUUGUACAUUCCACCUUGCUUUAUUUUCUACAGAAUCACUGUAAAAAGUGGAGUUUUCGUUAGUCAAGAUUAAAGCAGCAGAACAGAAAGUAAGCUACGUCAUUGUAAUUAUGUUUAUAGAGCUAUACAUUCAUUAGCACUGGAGAAACCUAAUAGAAAGGUUUUCUUUAGCUUAAUUGGGAUAUGCAUUUCAAAUAACAGUCUGUUUGAUUAAAUUUCGUUAGCCCCAUUUUUCCUGUAUUUAGCUUGUCCUGUACAAUGCUUGUAGGUGAGCUGUUAAUGGUGCUGGGAGGCCACGGGGCCACGAUGCAUAGUGAGAUGUUCACUGUUGUGACUUGAGGGUUGAGGAAGGAAUAGCAGAUGGAGAAGAUGGAGGUAGAAUUUAGUGUGAAUUAAGAUUUAGAGGCUUUAAAAAAAAUGGAGAAAAGAAAUCUGGAUGAAGAAAGAGUAAGAAGUGACAGAAAGGUGAAAGGGUUUAACAUUUUAACAUUAAUGGUGUUAGUUGUCUAGCAAUUCAUGGUAGUUCAAAAUCCACAGUGCAUCAUCUUCUUGCCAUGAGCCACCAUGCUUUCAGUGAAGUAAUAGGAAGCAACACUAAACCACCCUUUAUUUUUGUGCAAAGUGAACGAAAAUAGAAUGUAGUUUUUAUUACAAUUAUAUAGUGCAAACAUCUAUUACAACUGCAAGUCAGACAGAAUAAUCACUUGAAAUCAUGAUUGUGCUGACAACCAUUAAUUUUCAUGUACAGUGCACAUAAAGCAAACCAGCUUCAUUUAAAAAUUAACUUUAGUCAUGAAGAACAGUUUCAAUUAGUUCUGAGAACUUUAUUCAAAUGGCAAUACUAAUUUAGUUAAUGGACUUCAGUGGUUAAGCAGCAAUGCUGUCUUUGUGGAAAGCUGCCUGUAAAAAUCCACUGCUUCCUUGUGGUUUUUUCUACGCCAGUUCUGUGGGAUCCCUGAUGUCCAACAGCAGAAGGUCACCAGGCACGCUGAAGGAUAAUCAGAUCGAAGAAGUCUUACUGGCAUCAGACUGGAAAGAUUAAAGCACAACUAGUAGUUUAAACAUUUUGCAGAGCUUGAAGUAGAUUAGAAUAUAUGCAUAUGAUUAAAGUAGUGGCUAAAAUAUCAUUAUUUUUAAAAUGCAUUAUAUUUUGAAAUAUUUACCUUAAAGAAUUAUAAUCCAGAAACAAAAUUAAUUUGUUUCAGGAGAACAGUUUGACAAGUGGUAUUUAUGGCUUAAUAUACCAUUUAAAACUGACUUGCACAUCAAAUAACAAAGCAAAACACCUCUUAGGUGUUUUGCAGAAAGACCAGUUCAUGAAUAUCUGAAAAUUUGUUUUCAAUUCUUGGGAUUACUAUGCAAAACUGUGCCCUUGUGCUGAGUCAGAGAAUCAGUAGCAACAGCUUCUGGCUCAGUCUUCAGGUGCAUUGUCCCGAAAUUACUGAUAUGUGAUGAUGUGAUGGUAAAUGCUGGCAAUUUCACCAUUAAAAUGCCAAAAUUUGGGCCAAUAUUGAAAUCUGGUUUGACUUGGUGUCUGAGAGGUUUCUAAACACCUGUCACUGCCCAUUCUGUUCCGCCAGUGGAACCACACUAUGUAUUCCUGCUUUAUUACAUCUUCCAGGUGCUUCCUAAAUAAUCACAUGAUUUCUAAGUAAUCAUAAUUGCUAGCUCAGUGUUAUGCAAUUUAAAAAUAGUUCUAUACUUUGUAUUAUAAAAUGCCUAAAUCUGUGUCCAUUCAUUCGACACAAUUUUUCAAUGUCCUCAGUUAACUAGGCCCUAUUCAGAAAUUUGCAUUAAUCAUAGGUAAAAUACCCCAGAAUUUCUAGCUGCACUGAUUCGGUCAUCUGUCUCUUAUUAAUUAUGCUAGUCGUCAGGAAACUUAAUGUUCUAGAUGCACUUUUUACAGUUGACCAGUGAAGAGAUGGGUGUAUUCUGGAGCUUUUCUGCUUAUCCAUGUUCAGGAAUUAGUUUUCUUAAUCGCAAAAUGUGAAUUUAGGAAUGUUACAGGUUUCCUUUCCUGUCCUAUAUCCAACUAUUUCUCCUGUGUUAUUUCUUGUUCUUAAUUCAUACUGUUAAACUACAGGUAUAAGCUAAACAUUAUCAUUCAACGUGGGCUCGCUGGACUUGUUCAGUAAGCAAGUGGGUAAGUUGUGGAACUAAGCAAUAUUUCAAAAUAAGUACAAAAAUAGCAAAGUGAGUCCAAAGAAAUCUUUGAGUAAACUAAAUCUACAUGAAUUGGUCAAUGGAUCAUUGAAGUGUUAAUAUAGGUGAAAUAAGCAGUAUAUUUUAACUUUGCAUCCGGAAGAACUAGGUUCUUAUGCUUUUGGUGUGUGUGAUAGACUAAGUGAAGUGGAGGGUGUUUUUCUAAAAGUAGGGAAUACCCGGUAAUAAAUUGCAUUACUAAUGAGCUCAUAUUGCUAAAUUGAACAACGCAUUACACAAAUGCAUUAUGUUUCGGAAUGUGCAGUAGCAUUCUAAUGAUCCAUCUUAGAAUUCAUGAUUAGCAUGUGGUUUUGUGGUCGUGCUGCACUGUGGCAUUUUAGUGCUCUGCCAACCUCAAAAGUCAAACAGGAAACUGCUGGUUACAAUUAAAACUGGUUGAGAUAUAUCUUUGUGCAACUGGGAUUCUGAUCAAACCAUCCUAUUUAUACUAGACCUAAUCACUUCAAAGCUUGUUACCAGUUUUACGUGAUUCAAUUUAGCAGGUUUUCCUUUGAAAAUUUGAUCAGAGCAAUUUUAAUUGUUGUAUUCAUACUGGUUCUGAUGUGUAAUUGUUACAGUUUAGGGUAAGAAUCUAAUUUUUUAACUUCAUGACCAGAAAGGUUAUAAGUACUUAAUAGCUAGGCAUUUCUUUAUCUAUCUAAAUGAAAUAAGACAAUUCCACUCUUGAUUGCCCAUCUCCUGCUCUCAUCCACUGUAUUUGCAUAUUGGCUAACAACAUUGAAACUAGCAAAUACUGUUCACAUACAUCAAAUAAUUACAGCAACAAUAGAAAACUUCUUUAAAAUUAAUCUUGCAAACACUUUAACGCUGAAAUUGUAAAUAAGAUGCUUUUUCUCAGCGUCUGUUAGGUAGUUAAUCUUAUCUAAUUAAUUAAUGGAUGGAAAUUUGAAAGAAAUAUUCGGUCAUUCUCAACCAUACAAAACCACAAGCAGCAUGUUUUAUAUAUUGCGGGCAAUAAAUCAGGCACAUAAAAAGGUGAAUAAUUUGCAUACAGUGCUGUUGAAGGAAACUCUAAUCUCCCAAAAUGGGAGGUAGAAAUUUAUUUUGUGAAAAACUGGUAGUUUCAGAUUAGUCUGCCUUUUAUACAUAUGCGGGCGCUGCUUUGCAUGUAAAUUAGUGACACAUUCGAUACUGCCCACGUUGUGGUGCCAUUUGGGACGAGUAUCAACCCUGUUGGUUUUGCUUGCUUUCCCUUUCGUGUAGCCAACGGCAUUCUAGCCCUUUGAAACAAAUACCCAGCAGAUGAUUGUUGUAAAUAUUCCACUGGACCUUUGACGUUCCGCAAGAACAUCAAAUUAAUUAAAAUGUCCAAUAUAAACACUGUAAUUUAUUUUGUGAUUCACUCCACAGCUCAAAAUUUAUGGCUGAGUUUUAAAAACAUAAAAGAUGUUGGAAUGAGGAACAGAUAUCAAUCCUAAAAGCAUAAGCAAAUAAAAAUUAUGUGGUUUGGGUUUAAUUAUCUUUCAAUGUAACAUGCCUCUUCCAUGAAGAAAACCUAUUAACAACGGUAAGAUGAGUGAAUCUGCAGAUGCUGGAAAUAAAUAAAAACACAAAAUGCUGGCA
Hypanus sabinus (Atlantic stingray) is the source of this 6108-nucleotide messenger RNA. RefSeq names its product rho-related GTP-binding protein RhoJ-like. The transcript is spliced from 5 exons. Gene Ontology annotation, molecular function: GTPase activity; GTP binding. Gene Ontology annotation, biological process: small GTPase-mediated signal transduction. The record is from RefSeq and is a predicted model, not a curated record. NCBI's taxonomy places the organism in Eukaryota, Metazoa, Chordata, Chondrichthyes, Myliobatiformes, Dasyatidae. The coding region runs from base 204 to 866 and encodes 220 amino acids.